AUGAACUUCCGUUCCCUCUCUUUCCUUUCUCUGUCUCUGUCUCUCUCUAUCACCGGCUCGCCGCCGGCCGUUGAUUGCAGCGACAAGGGCGCAAGAUGGCGUCGGCGGGCGGAGAUUGCGACGUGAUUAUGGCGCCCGCGGCAGGUUCCCAUUCUGAGGCGCCGGUGAUGUUGAGCGACGAGGACGAGGACGCGGGGACGCGGAGAGAAGCAGAGGCCUACAAGGAACAAGGGAAUGUUUUUUAUGCCAAGAAGGACUACAAUGAAGCAUACAACUAUUAUACAAAAGCCAUAGAUACAUGCCCCAGCAAUGCUAGUUACUAUGGGAAUCGAGCUGCCACUCUCAUGAUGCUAGGCAAAUAUCGAGAAGCACUUGGAGAUGCCCAGCACUCUGUCAGAAUGGAUGAUACCUUUGUGAGGGGACACCUACGGGAGGGAAAGUGCCACCUAUCUUUGGGGAAUGCCAUGGCUGCCAGCCGCUGCUUCCAAAGAGUUUUAGAACUUGAUCAUAAAAAUUCACAGGCUCAACAAGAGCUGAACAAUUCCAGAACUGUCCUAGAGUAUGAGAAAAUUGCUGAAGCCGACUUUGAAAAACGGGAUUUUCGAAAGGUUGUCUUUUGCAUGGAUCGUGCUCUGGAAUUUGCCCCUGCUUGCCACCGAUUCAAAAUUCUUAAAGCAGAAUGCUUAGCGUUGUUGGGUCGCUAUCCUGAAGCACAAUCAGUUGCCAGUGACAUCUUGAGAAUAGAUUCCACAAAUGCUGAUGCUCUCUAUGUGCGAGGGCUUUGCCUUUACUAUGAAGACUGCAUUGAAAAGGCUGUCCAGUUCUUUAUCCAGGCUCUCAAAAUGGCUCCCGAUCACGAUAAGGCCUGUCUUGCUUGCCGUAACGCCAAAGCGUUGAAAGCAAAGAAAGACGAUGGCAACAAGGCCUUCAAGGAAGGCAAUUACAAGCUAGCUUUUGAACUUUAUACAGAAGCGCUGGCAAUAGACCCAAAUAACAGAAAAACCAAUGCCAAACUCUACUGCAAUCGUGGGACGGUUAACUCAAAGCUUCGGAAACUGGAUGAAGCAAUAGAAGAUUGCACAUGUGCCAUCAAACUGGACGACACAUACAUCAAAGCUUACCUGAGGAGAGCACAGUGUUACAUGGACACAGAGCAAUAUGAAGAUGCUGUAAGGGAUUAUGAAAAGGUUUACCAGACAGAGAAAACAAAAGAACACAAACAGCUUCUCAAAAAUGCACAGGUUGAACUCAAGAAAAGCAAGAGGAAAGACUAUUACAAGAUCCUAGGUGUGGACAAAAAUGCCUCUGAAGAUGAGAUCAAAAAGGCAUAUCGAAAGCGGGCUCUAAUGCACCACCCAGACCGGCAUAGUGGAGCAAGUGCUGAAAUCCAAAAGGAAGAAGAAAAGAAAUUCAAAGAGGUUGGCGAAGCCUUCACCAUCCUCUCAGAUCCAAAAAAGAAAGCCCGCUAUGACAGCGGACAGGAUCUUGAGGAAGAUGGCAUGAAUAUGGGAGACUUUGAUGCCAAUAAUAUCUUCAAGGCUUUCUUUGGAGGGCCAGGAAACUUUAGUUUUGAAGCUUCUGGACCAGGGAAUUUCUUUUUCCAGUUUGGCUAAACUGCAAAAGAAUUCUGUUUCAUCUACUGAAACCCACACUUUACCUGACCUGCUUCUUUUAACCUUGAGUUAUGUUCUCCCUUCAUCUCAUCUCGCCGUUUCUUAGGGCUGUGGCAUUUUCUCCAUUGGAGACCUCAGUUUUUUGUGUGUGCUUUAGAGUGUGAUGAGAAAACCAGCGCUUGGAGAGAAGGGGAAGGGGCAGUGAAGGAUUUUUUUUUUGUUUUGUUUUAUUGUUAACUUUAUUAAAGAGAGAGCGAGAGAGAGAAAUAAAACCUUUUGAUUCCUCCAUGAUAAAUAAUUUCAAACUCCUGAGCUGCUGGGACUUCACUGGGAGAAUCCUCAUUUUCUGAGAUUAGCCUGAGACUUUUCUCAAGUGCAGCUGGACACGAUAUGCCUUCAUAUUUAUGUGAGUAAAGAGAACCUGAUUAGAUUUUUCUCACUUCGGUUUCAUGGCCCUGGCUGUAGCCACACUGAACUGUGUUCACAAAAGCAAUUAAACCCUUGAGAAACCCAGGCGAAGAGUUAAGAUCCAUGGCAUUAUUCCCUGACAGAUUCACUUUUGGAAGGAAGGCAAAAAAAACCCUUCUUCUCAGCACUUCUAAUACCUCCAAAAAGUAUCAUUUAACUUGAGGGACAGUUUCUUUCUGUUUCCACUUUCUGGAGUACUUCAGGGAAAUGGUAAGGGCUGAUUUCACACAAGAAAUAUUUUCAUUUACGUGAUGACCCCCAGCUCAACUUGUAAAAACUGGCUCCAUUGGAAAGUGCAUGUUGUCAGGUAUGACAAAGGCUCUGGGGGGGGUGUGAGCAUGGAUCAGCAAUGGCCCUUUCAGUUACAUGAAUUGUCAUUUGAUGGCACAGGUCAUACAUGCAAACUCACUCAGUUUGUAACUUUUCUUUGACAAACUCAUUGGGAUCUUAAUAUGCAUUUUUGGUCGAGAGGAUUUUUCAGGAUUGACCAACAGUGUUCUGCUUUUAAAAUAAGAAAAUAUGAAUUGAUUUAAGGAAAGGGCUCCUGUGUCUGCUGCACAGCCCUCCUACAUAGCAUAUUAUAAAGUGGCUUGUACAAGUGUCUCCAAAUACAAUUUUUUGUGCUGAGAGCCGAGUUCACAAUAUUCUAGGUUCCUCUUUGUACUGAUGGAUUCUCAUGUUUCUGAAUGGAACUACAUGUUUUGAAAUUAUCCAAUGGGAUGUUUUGCAAGAUGACAGUUUGUUUCUAAUUAAAACAGUAGCAACCAGCCAUCCUGGAAUUGCUGGUUGUCCUGUCCGUUUUUAGUUUUGUCCUGUGUUGAAUUAAUGAAUAUAUUGGCCACCCCAAGUCACUGAUUUCAUGAUACCUCCUUAUUUUGCUGUUGUUUCUCAGUAGCAAUACAUCAGAAGCAAACUCUUGUCUCUCUUCACAAGACAUUAUACAUUAGCUUACAGUUGUUAUCAUACCAUACACUGGCAGUUUCUUCUGAAAUUAAGGCCUAGUAGGACAACACUAUGGUGUUCACCUCAGAUCAGUUGAAGAAAAGGAGUAUAUCAUUAUAGGCCUGAAUACCUUUGGCUGUCUUUAUUUCCGAGGAUUAUUUAAUCAAUCAACCCUGAAACAUUGAAUUUCUUUAAUGGAUCAUUACCCUUGGUAAUUUCUGAGACAACCUUGAAAUUUUGAGCUUUGACAACCACCUCUGAAGUUUUUAGAGACUCAUUUUUGUGCAAUAACUGGAAUUAUGUUGAAUUAAAUGUUAUCUCUGGUUCACCAUCAGAAAACAUUUUAGGAUGUGUUCAGAUUGUGCCCUGGGAUUUUUCUAAUUUUUUUCAAGAUGUUCAACUUCUGGCUCUUAGCAAACAUAAGAAGAAGUUUACAGUGGCUUUUGAUAUUCUUUUCAUUCCCCUUCCUAGCCUCAAACAGAAGAACUCAAAGAGAAACAACAGUGGGAGCACAAUCUGCAGAGGGAUGCCCUACAGGUAUUGCAGGCUGAGCUGAGGGAUGUAGAGAAUAGAGAAGAGGAUUAGUGUUGGGGGAAGGAGGUCCCAAUACUAUCUUAGUAUUGGCUUAUCUUAAUAAUGUGAAAAUCUUUACAUGUUGCCUCCUGGCCAGAGAAUGUUGCUACCUCUGCUUUAGGACUGUAUUGUGCAGCCAUACUUCACUGAUGGAAUUUAUUUCAUGGGCUGAAUGUACACAUUCAGAAUAUAGGAUAGUGUUGGUUGUGUGCAUUGUUCACUUACAUUAACCCCAAAUGUGAUAGUUGUUCAGUAAUUGGCAGAAAAAAGCAGCACAAUCCCUUUUUGGAUUUGCCUUCUGAUGAAAGAAAUUAAAUCAGCAAAAUAAUAUCUUCAGUUGCCUGAUACUACCUUCCACAUGGAAAAGCAAAAUUGGACCAGCCUGUGAAUUUCCCCUCCUAGGCAGAACUUAAUAGCUUUGACUUUCAAUGUCAAAUGAGGAUUGUGUAAGUUGUUCAGUAGAUGGCUGCCUGACUCUGACCAGCUAAACAGUGGAAGUUAUUUCCACUGGAAGUUAAGCUAAUGUAGAAUGUUGCUUUCUCUGUGUGUCAAGCAUAUAAAAUAUUUGUACCCUAUAAACUAAUGAUAAGGAGUUUCUGGUAAUUUGCUGUUAAUUGUAAACUUGGGAAACUGGUGAGUGCCAAUUUGAAAACUAUUAUUCUGUCAUGUUUUGCCUUUUUACUAUACUUCUUAUCUGAAAGUGAGCCUCUGUACUCAAAGCAGCCCCUAAGGAGUCCUGUGGAUUUCAACUUUCUUUCCAUUACAGAGCAGUGGUAUUGAAUGUAUUUUAAAAAUUCUCCAUCCUGAUGUUGCAUGUUAGAACCUUGCUUUUUAUUCUUAGCUGUUGGACUUGCAUUUUAAAAAUAUCAGAAAAGAUAUACUGUUGAUGGCCCCAUGAGACCUGGUGUUGUACAGCUGCAGAAAGAGGAGGAAUCCUCAGAUGGUAGAGUCAACUGUACUACUACUAACUGAGGGGAAAAUUGAAGCUCCCUUAUGUAAACAUUUCACUUGAAAGCAGAAGACAGGUACAGAAGUUAGCUUGAACCUUUCUCCCAACUGUCCUAAGUAUUCAUACAGGACUUUUUAAAAACAGAGGCAUUAAACACAGCAGCUAUCAUUUGCAGUCUGAAUUGCAUCAUUGACUGACUCAGUCAUUUUAUCCUGCUGCAUUUGGAAGCCCAGCGUUAAUGGGGAGAUAUUUGGUGGGUGUAGGGGAGACUUUAUAAGGACAAGAGACACAGAGCAGCUUCUACCCUACAAGGGCGCUGUUGGUGUUAGGACAAAGUAUUUUAAAGAAAGUUGCCAUUUUUGCCUCAAAUGAUUGGAAACCCCCCUCGCCCUCCAUUUCCCCCCUCUCUAUAUAGACAUUGCCUGAUCAUCCUUCCUUGCAUGCAUUGUGUGCUCCUUGCUGUACAGAUACAUUAACAAGGAAUACCUAAACAGAAGGCAGAUGAGCCACUAUUGAAGCUAUUUGGAGAGGGGCUGUUUAAUUAGUAGUAUUAAACAUACUGUUUUAAACCUCAGUGUGAGGACCUAACCUUCCUGGUGAGAAGUUUGUUGCAUGAUCUGUUUUAGAACAGCUCCCUGGCCCCUUCCUUUCCUUCCUCUCUCCUGGGGAUGGCUUCACACGUAAAUACACUGUCCCACUUGAACACUUUCACCUUUCUGAGAUGACAAAAAGUAAAGGAGAACAAAAACCAGUGACUAUAUGUUAGGCAGGAUACAUAAUGUGUUUAUAUGCAGAAUUUCAAACCAGACUGAAGCAAAAACCAUAUGCAAUUGAUAUUAACUUUAUUAUAAACUGUAUAUGAUGUACAAAAAAAUAAAACACUCCAGAUCUCA
Molecule: messenger RNA, 5438 nt
Organism: Sceloporus undulatus (fence lizard)
Lineage: Eukaryota; Metazoa; Chordata; Lepidosauria; Squamata; Phrynosomatidae
Gene: DNAJC7
Product: DnaJ heat shock protein family (Hsp40) member C7
Exons: 14
Coding region: 96-1613 (505 amino acids)
Molecular function (GO): protein binding
Source: RefSeq, a predicted model, not a curated record